Messenger RNA from Varanus komodoensis (Komodo dragon), 4891 nucleotides. It is a transcript of the gene NUDT12, whose product is annotated as nudix hydrolase 12. The coding region runs from base 380 to 1768 and encodes 462 amino acids. The transcript has 7 exons. NCBI's taxonomy places the organism in Eukaryota, Metazoa, Chordata, Lepidosauria, Squamata, Varanidae. The record is from RefSeq and is a predicted model, not a curated record. Gene Ontology annotation, molecular function: protein binding; metal ion binding; NADH pyrophosphatase activity. Gene Ontology annotation, biological process: NAD+ catabolic process; NADP+ catabolic process. Gene Ontology annotation, cellular component: cytosol.
UCGAGGCGAUGGGGACAGUGUCCCUGCGGGCUGUUCCUGUGCCCUGGGCUGUGUCCUGGCGGUCCCAACACGUCGCUGGGCUCUGUAAUUGUCGCUUUCAAGCGGGCUCGAGUCUGCGCCGAGCUCGCUAAACGAGUCUUUCGCUCCCGAACGCGUCGGCUUCGCCCGUCAGAGGCCCUGCAAGGCGCACAGUAACGGAGUCCAGAGACCCGCGCAGGUCGAACCGCGAGAGGAGGAUCCUGCAGUUUGUAAAUGGAUGACACCGAAAAGUGUCAGAGGAAAUAGUGAGAAAUCCAGUGCUUAAUUUCAAAAGAGAGGUGCAAGUGUCUGGCCAACCUCAAGCUGGCUUUUCUGAAUAAGGUUGUUAACCAAACAGGUAAUGGCAGAUAUUCAAGGGAAUCCAAAGCAGCAAUUGAUUUCUGAGCUUCAUAGUAUUGCGGCAGCUGGAGACAAGGCCAAACUUACUGCACUGCUCAGUCAUUCUCCAUCUCUUAUCAAUGAAACUGCUAAGAAUGGUUGGACAGCCUUGAUGUACGCUGCUAGAAAUGGACACUUUGAAAUUGUGCAGGCUCUUCUCGAAAGGGGGUGUGACAAAUCUGUAACCAAUGCUUCAAACCAGACUGCACUGGACAUUGCUAGAUUUUGGGGAUAUAAGAACAUAACUAACUUAUUAGCUAAUGAGAAGGAUGAACUUCAGCCAUUUUUCCUGACUAGUCAAGUCAGAGAACAUGAAAACUAUUUUUCUAGGGCAUUUCUGGAUAGAAAGAGUGAGAAAAGGGUAGAUUCUAAAUGGCUAAACUUGAAACAGAAACAACCAACUACUGUGUACAUCCUCUUUUCAAAUUUAAAUCCACUGGUAACAUCAGAUGAUGGUGAAGAGAGUUUCCACUACCCAAAAGUUAAACUUUGUAAGCUUUGCUACGAGGAUGUAAAGGAAUACCUGGGACAGACUGAAACCACCACAUGGAUUUUUCUUGGAGUAGAACUUCAAGUGAAAAGCAGCUUGCUUCCAGCACUGAAUGUGAAAGAUCCAAAUGAAGAUGAUGGACUGAUUGCUUGGUUUGCUCUCAGUAUAGAUGGUACUGCUGCUGACAAAUUCAUACAACAGCGUCAAGGCUGUUACUUCCUUCAUCCACCAUUUCCUGCACUGCUGCAGUUGUCUGAAAAUGAAGCUGGUGUUAUAGCUGAGGCUAGAUCUGUUCUAGCAUGGGACAGCCGGUAUCAAUUCUGCCCAACGUGUGGCAGUUCAACUAAGUUAGAAGAUGGAGGUUACAGGAAAUCUUGCUUAAAGGAAGACUGUCGCAGCCAUCAGGGAAUUCACAACACAUGCUAUCCAAGAGUUGAUCCUGUAGUGAUAAUGCAAGUUAUUCAUCCAGAUGGUAACCAUUGCCUUCUGGGAAGAAAGAAAAGAUUUCCCCCAGGCAAGUUCUCUUGCCUUGCCGGAUUUGUAGAGCCUGGUGAGACAAUUGAAAAUGCUGUUCGAAGAGAAGUAGAGGAGGAAAGUGGAGUUAAAGUGGGCCACGUUUGGUAUGUCUCUUCUCAACCAUGGCCAAUGCCCUCCUCCCUAAUGAUUGGAUGCAUAGCAGCUGCAGUGUCUACAGAAAUUAAAGUUGACAACAUUGAAAUAGAAGAUGCCCGCUGGUUCAGUAGAGAACAGGUUGUUGACAUUCUCAAUAAAAGGAACCAGAGUGCUUUUGCUGGACCACCACAGCAGACUAUUGCACAUCAGUUGAUGAAACACUGGAUUGGAAUGAGUGCUAAUCUUUAAUUCCAAUGAGUUGAUUGUCUAUUUGCACCAUAGAUGUAGUCACUUAUAUGUUAAAUGUAAUUAAUCAGACCAUUUUUGUGUGUGGCUAUCAUUUUGGACUUUUUAAAUGUUAUUCUUCUAAACAUAUUUGCACAUGUGAGUUUUUCAUAAAUUUCUCCAGGUGUAAUGCUGCCCAGAUUCAAGGAAAAGAACUUUCCCUGUGUGAUUUCCAAUUGCACUAUCACAUCACCUUGGUACAGUUCCUCUUGGUUUUAUUCUUGCCCAGUAUACUCGUAACUGUCUGAUUUAACUUUCUAAGACCAUUGCUUUCUUGCCUCAGAAUGCAUCUUCUCAUUCAGGAUGGCUGCAAAUAAGUGAAUUCAGCCAAAUUCCUCAAAACCUUAGCAAAGGAAAAUACCAACCUGAAAGAAGAGAACUGCACAUAUAAUUGGCACAUAUAUACUUGCAUUUCAGGAGUGGAUUUUUCCUGUGAGAGAAGAAUUGCAAAGAAAAGAUAGCUUAUAAUUCAUCAACUGUCUCCUCUAUCUUCUCUGGUAUUCUAAGUUUUCACAAAACUUCAGUCAUAUGUUGCUGUAAAAGCUACUCUAAAGUGAUUUCUUAUUGGCCAGGUUCCAAUGACACAACAAUCUACCAUGGGUACCAGCCGUAGUGGUUUGUUUUAUCAUCUGAAGCCAGCACAGUUUUUAUAGGGUAGCUUUUUUGGUUUUUUGUUUUGGAUUUUAUUUUUGGUGUUUGGGGGGUUUUUUACGGUUUUUGUGUUGUUGUUUGGUUUUUUGGAUUGUUUUUUUUACAAGCACAUCCUGAGAACACAUGCCUUGUUUUAUGAUUUUUCUUGCCCAUGAUGGGUUGUAUCAUCCAAACCCAGCAGGGCAGUUUUGUCAUGGGUUGUUGCAAUCUCCUUCCAAGGUGCUCAUGAACAGCAAAACUCCCAUUAAUUUUUGUAAUAUCACCAAUGACCGCCCUUCUGCCAGUGCCAAAACAGAACUUGGAAGGGUUACCAUUUGUUCUUCAACCUGUUAUAUUUUUGGUGAUUCAGAACUGAAGUUGGAGUUUUCAUGGGUUUUGAAUAUUUUUUGUUAGUCUUGUGCAAGUGUGCACUUACAGCUGCCACAUACAGUCUCUCUGUGUCAAUUUCCCUUUCUGUUUCAGCAUUCAUAGGGAGGGGAAGGUAAAAUUGAAUAUAGGCUAAUUUGCACACAGUUGUGCAAGGAAUUAAUUUGCCAAGGAACAUAUGCCAAGCUAUUGAUUGAAACAAGGUGGGGAACAAAGAAUAAUAAUGGGGGGAGAAUAAUAUUUCCCACCUGAGAAUGUAAUCCUUUAGAUUUUAACAGCUGAACUGCUAGUUCUCCAUCCCUUCCACCAUCCCAACCCUGAGUCCCCAGCUGCUACAAAAUGGAGAUUUCCAGAUACCCUUUCUUUAAAAGCAGUUUUUGCUUCUUGGCCUCUGGCCUUUUAAUAGCCCUGGCAUUGCAAAGCCAGCCCUUAAGUUUUACACACAUCUACUCAGAAGAAAGUCCCACUGGAUUAAUUGGCCCAUAUUUCUAGCCAUUUCCUUCCCCUUGCCAAUUGGCAGUUGUAUCAUUUUCGCAGCCAAAGCAACUGUCCAUUCAUGUUUUUAUUGUAUUAUUAUUAUUACAAAUGUAUAAGAGGGCAAACAUGGCUGAGUGAACGGUAUACAAUUUUUUAUAUAAAUACAUCAUAAAAUAAAUAAGAUCUGCAUACAAGUGAUUAAAUAUUUGCAAGCUGUCUGUUGUGAUAAUCUGUUAAACAUCUUAUUUUGCCUAGAAUGAUGCUUGGUUCUAGCCUAAGUUGCUUUUUAAAAGUGAUUAGUAUAAAGAAAAGUGUAAUUCUCUUUUCUUCUGUAUCUUUUAAAGUACAUGAAGCAAAAAGGUGGGUGCUGUAGGCUGAUUAAAGGGGACCAGUCCUGAUUCUCCAUGGAAUUAAAUAUACUAAUAAGAUUCUGGGGCUUAAAGGACAAAAAUAGAAAUGAAAAGAAGUAGAGCAGGCCAACAACACUUAACAAGGCUUGUCUAGUCUCUUCUCUUUGAAUGCCAACUUUUGCUUUAGCCUUCUCGGAAAAAUAGAGAAACUUUAUAUAGAAUUUGCACAGGUGAGUUGCUUAACUUUUUUUUUCUGGGGGCAGGAUAUCAUCUAGAUCAUUGCCAUAAAUUUGAUGUGCUUUUUCUCCUUUUCCAAGCAGAAGGAUAAAAUACGCUUGUGCUGUUUUUAAUAAGUAGGUGACAUAGAAAAGGGAAAGAGGAAGAAGAAAAAUGGUUUUUAAAAGUUUUAAGCAAUGUUCCCUGUUUAGUUGAAUGUAUGGCACCUCGUGCAUCUAUAUUGACUUUGCAAACAUAAUAAUUAGCCCAUAGCUCUGUACACCUUGCAUAUCUACUAGGCAUGCUAGCAAGUUAAAGUUGCAUAUACUGAAGGAAAAUGAUAUUUAGCUACUAGCUUCUGUAAUUAAUAUAAUCAUAUUCUUUUGCAUGUUGUUAGCCAAACAUCAGCUAAAACUGAUGCAGUGAGAGAACUUAGCCUUGAUUGUUCCUAUGAAAUUAACAUAUUAUUUACUUUAAUAAGAAACUCUGUGGUUAUUAUUACCCAUUCAUUUGGGAGCAAUUAUUUAUUAUUCUAAAACUGCAGUCCUAUAUAUCUUUAAUUAUGUGAAUAAUUCCUGUUAAAUUCAACUGGGAUUGUAUUUCACAGUACACAUGCAGAGGAUUAUGUAGUACAUCAAAUUCUGUGUAAUAUAUGCCUCAUGUUUUCGCUGUAUUUUGAUUUUACAGCAUCUUGUUUGACUUAAAAUUUUGACAGGUUUUGCAUUUUAAAAAUAUUUUAUCAUACUCAUUUUCUUAGAACAAAAUCUUACUGAUAUCAGUGCAAUAUACUUCUGAAUCAGUGUACCUGCAGUCAUGGGUUUACUUCUUCCCAUGUAUUUUUACUUUGAAGCAUGUAUGUACAUUGACUCUAUGCGAACUGACUUUUAAGUAAAUCAGAUUUACAUUUUGCUAGUCUUAAUGCAUCUUCAGAUGAUUUACCUCUGGAGAAACCUCCAAAUUCAUUUCAGAUUGUGUUUUGGAUGAAACUUGGUGAUUGUUUAUGAAUUAAAAAAUUCAAAAUGAAAAA